UAAUUCUCACUCAAUGAAUUUGUUGCUUAAAGCUUUGGCCUCUUCCCUUAUCCUCUCUGUCUCCGUCUCUCAUUGGUGUUUGCAGAGAUAAGAAGGGGAAAAAAAACUAAGCUGCGAUCUUCUCCCAUCUAAAGGGAAUUCCCAAGCAACACAUGACAACAUUUUGAGAAAAAGAAAAUGACCCAGUAGGCCACCAAUUGAGGGUCACCUAUGUACUAGGAGAGCCAAAAACAAAUAUAAUCCCUCACAUGAUCAUGGAUGAAAAUGAGAUCCGCAGGCCCAACUUCCCUCUUCAGCUCCUAGAAAAGAAGGAACAACAACAACACGCCGGUAACGCCGAGACGAGCUCCAAAACAACCUCGGAACCGACCAAGAAACCUCUACCUAAGAGGACAUCAACGAAAGACAGGCACACCAAGGUGGAAGGCCGUGGUCGUCGCAUCCGUAUGCCGGCGACGUGUGCCGCUAGGGUGUUCCAGUUGACGAGAGAGCUCGGUCACAAAUCGGAUGGCGAAACCAUUGAAUGGUUGCUUCAACAAGCUGAGCCUGCUGUGAUUGCUGCUACGGGGACAGGUACUAUCCCUGCUAAUUUUACGUCCCUUAAUAUUUCACUCAGAAGUUCAGGCUCUACCAUGUCAGCUUCCCACUUGAGGAGUACUUAUUUCAAUCCAAAUUUCACUACACAACAAUUGAGGAUGAGAAGUGAAUGUGAUCAAAGGAAUGCCCUUGACGACUCAUCUCAACCACAAAGGAGGGUCUUAUUUCCGGGAGUUGCUUUAUCGUCCGAAGAUUCAUUAAACUUUCCCAGUAGUAGUAGCACUAGUUUCAACGCUUUCUUGCAAGCUAAACAAGAGAUUCAGGACGCUAGCGUUGACCUCGCAGAGACAGCAGAUACUAGCAUAGGGAAAAGGAGGAGGGCGGAGCAGCAAGAAUUGCAACAAAAUCAGAUGGGGAGUUACUUGAUACAAUCUAAUGCCGGUUCGAUUCCGGCGACUCUUAAUCCGAUCCCGACGACAUUUUGGAUGGUGGCUAAUCCCGGAAACCAAGUCAUGGGCGGGAGUGGAGCCGGGGAUCCCGUGUGGACAUUUCCUUCUGCUACUAGUACUAAUAUGUAUAGGGGUACUAUGUCUAGUGGGGUACAUUUCAUGAAUUUCGCUACCCCAAUGACUCUCCUACCUGGCCAACAAUUUGGUUCAGGAAAUGGUGCUGCUGCUGAUUCAGUUACCGACACUCAUUUAGGCAUGCUCGCGUCACUUAAUGCUUAUAGACCGAUUCCGGGUACAAACCCUUCCGAGUCUCCGGCCAGCGGAUCACUUCCUCACCACGGCGGAGAAAACAAGCAUGAUUCAACUAGCUAGUGUUCGGUUCGGCCAUGGCAUUAAAGCAAAUUACAAAGUGUAUGGCUUGGUCAUGCUUUAUUCCCUUUUUUUUUCCACAUAUAUUUUUAGUAGUACAUAUAUGUGCAAUUUGCAACACAGGCUCAAGUUUGAAUGCUAUGAAA
Hibiscus syriacus is the source of this 1501-nucleotide messenger RNA. RefSeq names its product transcription factor TCP15-like. Lineage: Eukaryota; Viridiplantae; Streptophyta; Magnoliopsida; Malvales; Malvaceae. The record is from RefSeq and is a predicted model, not a curated record. The transcript has a single exon. Gene Ontology annotation, cellular component: nucleus. Gene Ontology annotation, molecular function: sequence-specific DNA binding; DNA-binding transcription factor activity. The coding region runs from base 249 to 1358 and encodes 369 amino acids.